AUGACCUUGAAGAUCUACCUCUUUCAGGCCUGCGUUUGGCUACUGCCAUUGCUACUGGGGGUCACGACCGUGGCCUUCAUUCGAGAAAGCUCUUUUGUAUGGCUGAGACUUUGCGUGGCAGCCGCAGCCAACGUGCUCUUCAGUGCUGGCUUGGAGAUCUUUCAUGCCUGCGCCCUGCGACAGAAGGCGACAGGCCUCAAAGUGGCUUGGUUCGUGGAUGAGGAAGCAGUGGACUUCUCCGUGCUCUUCUCCCCGCAGGUGAUGGACAUCCUUCUGCCCAGAAGGUCCUGGUUGAGCACCGGGUGGUGUUGCGUUUGGUCUGGCUGCUUGGGCGGCCUCGCAGCACAGCUCUUGGAACCCCGAGACCUGGCCGAGCGUCUCCAGCUGGACUGGGCCUGCACGGGUGGAGUGUUGGCGACCGGCGGUUUGCAUCAAAGACAAACCCAUGUGUCGGAUACUUACGCUGAGGGCGCAAGGCGCAAGGGCAGAUUAUGGUAG
Molecule: messenger RNA, 498 nt
Organism: Durusdinium trenchii
Lineage: Eukaryota; Dinophyceae; Suessiales; Symbiodiniaceae
Source: the annotation of a GenBank genome assembly